CGAUUCAUUCCCGAAUGGCCCUUCAGUAUACUUGACAGCGGGGAGAAGGCAGUGGAGCAGAGGAGGUGGAUGACAGACUGCGCUAGUGCUCUCACGGUGAAAGUUGGACCGGGUGUUUCUGAAGGUUCAGAUUCGGGUGUCUUAUCACGAGAUUUAAACAUUUUUUUUUUUUACCAUCAACUGAAAAAGCAGGUCUGGAUAGCUACUGAUGCGCCUGCGGUGCUUAAUUGAUCCGAGAGCGCAGUUUCUUCGUGUGUUGUUGUUGUUGUUGUUGUUUUCAAGCUGUUAUCAUAACUGGGGUUUGGGAGAUUUCGAGCUGAAAGUCAAAAAAGCAGUUCUGAAAUGCAUCAUCCCGUCCCAUGACAGAGGAACAGCGGAGGGAAACUCCUGUGGCGCAGAGAGCUGAGGCGCUCGGACUCCCAUCACUUCCAACACCCACACUUCCCUCGAGCCGCAUUCUAAACGUCUCUUUCAAACGCAACUUUUUUUUUACUGUCGGAGUUGGACAUGCGGGAAACGGAGGCGUCUGCGGGAAAGCUGUGAACGAUCCCGAGAUCGGAGACUGUGCGCAGGGAGAGACGCGACAACGCUCAGCCGGAUCUGCCCUAACUUCAUCCUCAACACGAUGUCCGCGUUGCGGAAGAAAUUCGGGGACGAUUUCCAGGUAGCGACGACGUCCUCGAGCGGCGGUGAUUUUAAGCAGGAGAAGAAGAGGAAGCGCCAGCGCUUCGUGGACAAGAACGGCCGCUGCAACGUGCAGCACGGUAACCUGGGCGGCGAGACGAGCCGCUACCUGUCGGACCUCUUCACCACGCUGGUGGACCUCAAGUGGCGCUGGAACCUGUUCAUCUUCGUGCUCACGUACACGGUAGCGUGGCUCUUCAUGGCCUUCCUGUGGUGGCUGAUCGCCUUCGUGCGCGGUGACCUGGAGCGCGCGCGCGAUGACAAGUACACGCCGUGCGUGGCCAACGUGCACAACUUUCCGUCCGCCUUCCUCUUCUUCAUCGAGACCGAGGCCACCAUCGGUUACGGCUACCGCUACAUCACGGACAAGUGCCCUGAGGGCAUCAUCCUCUUCCUUUUCCAGUCCAUCCUAGGCUCCAUCGUCGACGCCUUCCUCAUCGGCUGCAUGUUCAUCAAGAUGUCGCAGCCGAAGAAGCGCGCCGAGACGCUCAUGUUCAGCGAGCACGCGGUCAUCUCAAUGCGCGACGGCAAGCUCACGCUCAUGUUCCGGGUGGGCAACCUGAGGAACAGCCACAUGGUGUCCGCGCAAAUCCGAUGCAAACUUCUCAAAUCUCGACAGACUCCUGAAGGCGAAUUCCUGCCUCUGGACCAGCUGGAGCUGGACGUUGGCUUCAGUACAGGAGCCGAUCAGCUAUUUCUUGUGUCGCCUCUCACCAUCUGCCAUGUAAUUGACUCAAAGAGCCCGUUCUAUGACCUUUCUCUGCGGUCCAUGAAGACUGAUCAGUUUGAGAUUGUGGUGAUCCUGGAAGGCAUUGUGGAGACCACAGGCAUGACCUGCCAGGCAAGGACAUCGUACACAGAGGAUGAGGUCCUCUGGGGUCACCGCUUUUACCCAGUCAUCUCUCUGGAGGAGGGCUUCUUCAAGGUGGACUACUCGCAGUUCCAUGCCACGUUUGAGGUGCCCACGCCUCCACACAGCAUCAAAGAGCAGGAGGAAAGCUUGCUGCUGUCCUCACCACUCACCGCCCCCUCACUCUGCCACAGCACAGGAGGCCUGACCGAAGGCAGUGGCACUGUGGAUGGUCUAGAAGCCCUUCAGAGUGAUGCAGAGUCCGGCUCGAUUAACAUGGCCGCCCCAUUGGGCAGCACCAAGCUUCCAGCUAAAUUGCAGAAGCUUACAGGAAGGGACGGCAUGCCACGCAAGUUGAUGCGCAUGAGUUCUGAGAUCACGUACAACCUGGGCGAGCUGCCCGUCAGGCUUCAGCGAAUCAGCUCAGCCCCCGGUGUAGCCGAGGACAGGCUGCCACCAAUCAGCUCACUGCUCAGCCCGGUCGAGGACAAGCUUCCUUCCAAGCUAGGUCUGAUAGGGGGCGGAGUUGACCCUAUCAGCCAAUCAGUGACGGACCUCCCACCGAAGCUGCAGCGAUUGGCCGGAGGGAUAGGAGGAGUUGGGGUCGGAAUUGGAGGACGAAUGGACGGCCACCUGCCUCCCAAACUGCGAAAGAUGAACUCUGAGAGAUUCACGGGGUUAAGUCUGAAAUGAACACGACUUGCUUUCAGUACUUUCUUUACCUCCUUUGUAAACUGGACAAUAAUGUUAUAUAUGGAACAAUUUAUAAAUGAAUAUAACUUUGACCUAAUAUUGCUUAACACAAUCUGGCAUGGUUUUUUUUUUUUUUUUCUUUUCACGAAGAGCAUGAAAUAAAGACACAUAUCCAACACAUUAUUCAUAAACAUAAGAAACAUUAUUAACCUCAUAGUCCACAGCUUUUCAAUUAUUCACUAUUCUUAUCCAAUUUUUACUAUUAUGUUUAUGAUGUUUCGCAGCAUAAAUAUUCAAAUAUUCUUGAUGGUCUCUAUUCAUCAAUUUACUGUAUGGUAAGAAAUUCAAGAAGUCAGUGACUCCUUGUAUGCCUGACUUAUCCUUCGCUCUUUGAGUCCAGUCCGGCGUUCUCCAUCUAUUACACAAUCACACAGAUUAUUAUUUGAUAUCAAUUGGUCACUUCCAAGAAAUGAAUUCACUUCUGACAUUUCGGUAUCAAACAAAUUGCCUCAGGCUCGUGUUUAUUCUAUUGCAUGUUCAAUAUCUAUUCAUAACCAAAAACAUAUGAUCUCAAAUCUAACAAUAAGCCUUAACUUGUAUGAUGUUUUGUUAAGGAUAGUGUUUCUCUGUUUGAUGUGUGACAGGGCACAUUGAUGUGUGAUGUAUUUACUCACCGUGAUGGGCUGCUUUUAGGAUAUGAGUCUAGAGUUUAAAAUUGUGUUUGUUUUUCACAAAUCUUUUAAAAAAAAAAAAAAAAAAAUCUUCUAACCUUGUAAUGACAUUGUUAUGGUUUUGUGUUUGAAAGCUGAAGCAAUAAUCCUUUGGAUUUCCGUGAUUAUUUUCGACUGAACAAUCUUGUACCUGUGUUCUGUUAACGUUUCAGUUGCAGUAUGUUAAGAUCUACUUCUGGCAAAACUGAAUGUGCCAAAUCACAGCGUUUAUAAACACUGGAAUAAAUGUACAUGUCUGAAUGCA
Ictalurus punctatus (channel catfish) is the source of this 3202-nucleotide messenger RNA. It is a transcript of the gene kcnj3b, whose product is annotated as potassium inwardly rectifying channel subfamily J member 3b. Gene Ontology annotation, molecular function: G-protein activated inward rectifier potassium channel activity. NCBI's taxonomy places the organism in Eukaryota, Metazoa, Chordata, Actinopteri, Siluriformes, Ictaluridae. Gene Ontology annotation, biological process: potassium ion import across plasma membrane; regulation of monoatomic ion transmembrane transport. The record is from RefSeq and is a predicted model, not a curated record. Gene Ontology annotation, cellular component: plasma membrane. The coding region runs from base 626 to 2227 and encodes 533 amino acids. The transcript has 3 exons.